AUGUCCACCGACGAAUCCAAGACCCGCGCCGACGCCCUCAAAGCCCAAGGCAACGAGCACUACAAAGCCCGCCGGUUCGACGAAGCGCGCGCGGCGUACGAACAGGCAUGGGAGACGCACAAGGACAUCACGUACCUCAACAACCUCGCGGCGGUCUACUUUGAGCAGGGAGAGUACGACAAGGCUAUCGAGACGUGCGAGAAGGCGGUCGACGAGGGGCGAGAGACGCGCGCGGAUUUCAAGCUCAUCGCAAAGGCCCUCGGUCGCAUCGGCACCUCAUACAUGCGCAAAGACGACUACGACUCAGCGAUCAAGUACCUCCAGAAAUCCCUCCUCGAACACCGCACGCCCGACAUCCUCUCGAAACUGAAAGAAGCCGAGCGCACGAAAUCCGAGCGCGACCGACUCGCGUACAUCGAUCCGGCCAAAGCCGAUGCCGCUCGCGAAGAGGGCAACGUCGCGUUCAAGGCGGGAGAUUACGUGACGAGCGUUACGCAUUAUUCGGAGAGCAUCAAGAGGAACCCGGAGGACCCGAGGGGGUACACCAAUCGCGCGGCGGCGUAUACCAAGUUGAUGGCCCUUCCGGAGGCGCUCAAGGACGCCGAGAAGGCCAUCGAGGUCGACCCCAAGUUUGUCAAGGGCUACAUCCGCAAAUCGAACGUCCUCUACGCGAUGAAGGACUUUGACAAGGCGUACGCCGCGAUCGAAGAGGCCAUGGAGAAAGACGAAUCCAAUGCUCACACGAAAGAAAUCUCCCAACAAUUCUCCAAAGUCACCCAGGCACUCUCCUCCUCUCGCGCCGGCGAGACCGACGAGCAAACCUACGCACGAGCGAUGCGCGACCCGGAGGUCCAGCAAAUCAUGUCGGACCCGGUGUUCCAGAGUAUUUUGCAGCAGGCGCAGCAGGACCCGAAGAGUCUCCAGCAGCAUAUGAUGCAGAAUGAGGGGGUUAGGAAGAAGGUUGAGGUGCUUGUUAGGGCGGGAAUCAUCAAGACCGGCCCGCGAUAA
Molecule: messenger RNA, 1008 nt
Organism: Rhodotorula toruloides NP11
Lineage: Eukaryota; Fungi; Basidiomycota; Microbotryomycetes; Sporidiobolales; Sporidiobolaceae
Product: stress-induced-phosphoprotein 1
Exons: 5
Coding region: 1-1008 (335 amino acids)
Molecular function (GO): Hsp90 protein binding
Source: RefSeq, a predicted model, not a curated record